Messenger RNA from Cicer arietinum (chickpea), 4783 nucleotides. RefSeq names its product FIP1[V]-like protein. Gene Ontology annotation, cellular component: nuclear speck. Gene Ontology annotation, biological process: mRNA processing. Gene Ontology annotation, molecular function: RNA binding. The record is from RefSeq and is a predicted model, not a curated record. NCBI's taxonomy places the organism in Eukaryota, Viridiplantae, Streptophyta, Magnoliopsida, Fabales, Fabaceae.
UCGGCACUAGUUGCCGAACCUCAAAACCCUCCUCAACAAAACACACAAAUCCCUCUCUCUUCCUCUGUCCAAAAUUCUCUUCUAUUUGUCAUGGAAGACGACGACGAGUUCGGGGAUUUGUAUACCGACGUUCUCCGUCCCUUUGCCACCGAAUCCUCACCCUCUGCGCCUCACCAGAGUCACACUUCCUCCAUCGAUCUCAAUCAGAUCCCCUGCGCCUCGUCCCACUCUAAUAACGAUGCACCCGAUCUAAUCUCCCCUCCUGACCCAACAGAACAUGUGCCGCCUCUUCUUAAGAAAGCGGAAUCACCUGACGGCUUUAGGGUUCUUCUGCAACCUGCAGAUAAAGCUUCGCUAGAUUCAAAACCAGUCGCGGUUGACGAUGGCGGUGAUGUUGUGGUUGAAGGCAACGAUCCGAUGGAUCGAGAAGACGUUAAAUUUGACAUCGAGGAUGAAGAUGGCGGAGGCUCAGAGCCUAUUAUUCCAGGAUUAUCUGGCGGCGAAGGUGUGGAUGAGGCUUUCCGGAGGGCGGACGAAGGCGGAGGAGGUUUCGAUGGUGGGAACGAUGAUUGGGACAGUGACAGUGACGAUGAUUUGCAGAUAGUGUUGAACGAUGACAAUCAUAUGGUGAUGGAAAAGGGUGGGGUGGUGGAUGACGACGACAACGAAGAUGAAGAUGGUGGUCUUGUGAUUGUAGCGGGUGAACCUAAUCAGGGUUUGGAGGAGCAAGAGUGGGGGGAGACUGCUAAUGUUCUGGCGGAUGGUGAGAGGAAAGAUGCGGCGGAACCCGGCAAGGCAGUCACCGGUCCAGGUGGCGUGCCCGUUGUGCCCAAAAUUGGUUAUGGCAAUCAUGUUCAUGGGUAUCAUCCGUUUCAUUCCCAGUUCAAGUAUAUUAGGCCUGGUGCAACAUUGCCUGGAGCCACUGUUGCUGCUCAAGGAGGGCCUCCUGGUCAGAUUCGUCCACUUGCCAACAUGAUUGGUCGUGGUAGAGGGGAUUGGAGACCACCUGGAAUAAAAGGAGCUAUUGGUAUGCAAAGACCACCUGGACUACCUAGCUGGGGCAACAAUGCCACAGGGCGGGGUUUCGGUGGUGGAUUGGAGUUCACGCUUCCUUCUCACAAGACUAUAUUUGAUGUUGAUAUUGAGAGUUUUGAGGAGAAACCAUGGAAAUAUCCGAGUGUUGAUGUAUCAGAUUUUUUCAACUUUGGUUUAAAUGAGGAGAGCUGGAAAGAUUAUUGCAAACAGCUGGAGCAACUACGCCUGGAGUCUACAAUGCAAAGCAAGAUCCGUGUUUACGAGAGUGGUCGAGCAGAGCAUGAGUAUGAUCCAGAUUUGCCCCCUGAAUUGGCUGCAGCUACUGGUUUACAUGACACUCCAGUUGAAAAUGCAAAUUCUUUAAAAUCCAAUGUGGGACAAAGUGAUGUUAUGAAAGGUUCUGGACAUGGGCGACCACCAAUACCAACUGGUAGAGCAAUACAGGUAGAAGGUGGCUAUGGUGAACGUCUUCCUUCCAUUGAUACCCGCCCUCCUCGAAUGCGUGAUUCAGAUGCAAUCAUUGAGAUUGUUUUACAGGAUACUGAAGAUGAUGAUUCCUCUGUGGGAGUAGGUGUCCAAGAUCAACCUGAGGAUGGAGAACCGCAGAGCGAGAAUUUUAGAGAAGACCAUGUAGCUGGAGAUGAAAUUCCAAGUUUGGAGCCUGAGUACUCAGAUGGUAUUCUGCAGGAUUAUAAUCGACAAAAGAAAGAGCUUGGAGGAAGAAGAAUGCCAUUUCUGAAUUCCGUUUCUUCUAAUGUACCUAAUGAAGAUGAAAGUUCGUUCUUCCCACAGGAUGAGCCAAUCGAAUACUCUGGUUCAAGGGGCCAAAAUCCUAGGUCUUAUGGUGGCAAUUUCAGCUCCUCUCCUGAGGAAAGGAAGAUGCAAAAAGGAGUGCGUAGUCAAUUUCCUAUUAGUCCUAUUAGAAAAUUGAAUACAGAUGACAAUAGAAAAGAAGAUUCAGUUGAAAGCAUGGAAGGAAGAGAUAGCACACAUUUGCCAUCUCCUGUCAUUAAGGAUGUAAGGGAGUCCAGUUUGGAGAACAAAGAUGCUGAGCUUGAGGAUACUGGGACUGCUGAUGGAAGUCCCAGAUUGGGAAAGGAAGAAAUUGAUUUAAAUACAGUAGACAAAGUAGAUGCCCUCAAGGAUGGGAUAGAAAAGCAGCAGAAUUUGACAUCGCAAGUUGAGCAACCUUUGCAUGAUGAAGUUGAUGAUUGGGAGGACUUGAAAGCUGCCAGAAGCAGCGAUAACAGCAAAGCAAGAUCAGCAAGCAGCAGAGAUAACCAGAAGCGACAAGAGGGUCUUGAGGAAGAAGUAGUUCAGGAUCCACGAUCAACACAUCUGGGUAGCAUUAGACAGCACCCAGAUGAAAAUGAUCAGGGUUUCUAUAGAAAAGAGCAUGAUGGAAAACAAGAUCCUGAAAGAAAUCGGAUAGUACUUAGAGGUAGAGAGGGAUCAUACCCUUACAAGGACCGGCAUCGUGGCUCAUCCCAUCAAUUGAAUGCAAAUAUUGACGGUUUUGAUCGGCAAAAAGAUAGGGACAGUUCUGACAUGGACUGGGCAAGGAGAGAUGAUGAUGUCUAUAGCAGAAAGGUCAGAACUAAUGAGCCUAGAAAGAGGGAUAGGGCAAAGGUUCGAGAAAUUGAGAGAAUCGACAAAGAAGACAGCCUUCAUUCUAGAAAACAGCUAGAUAAUGGUAGCUACAGGAUUCCUUAUGAUAAGGAUGUUGGGGCAAGAGACCCAAGACACAGGGGAAGAGACGAGGGCAUGAGGGUUAGGUAUGAAACGGUGGAGGAUUACCAUAUCAAGAGAAGGAAGGAUGAGGAAUAUCUCAGGAGGGAACAUAUUGACCAUGAAGAAAUUUCACAUGCUAGUCGGCGCAGGCGAGAAAGAGAUGAAGUAUUGGAUCCGCGUAAGAGAGAUGACCUACAAAGAAGUAGAGAUUACCCUGAUGAUCAAUACACCACCAGGCAGAAAGAUGAUGCCUGGCUAUUGAGGGAGAGGGGUGAUAGGCAAAGAGACAGGGAGGAGUGGCAUCGGAUGAAACAGUCCCAUGAUGGACACAUACCCAAGCGUGAAAGAGAAGAAGGACGGAGUUCUGGAAGAAGUGUACGAGGAGCUGAAGAAAAAGCAUGGGUCAGCCAUGUUAGUGCUAAAGAUGAACAUAAACUUUCUGAGAAAGAAUACCAAUCUAGAGAAGCAGUGCGACACAAUGACCAACUGAAGAGAAGGGAUCGAAUUCAGGAAGGAAGUCCACAUCAUAAGGGGCGUGAUGAUGCUUAUGCCCGUGGGAAUCAAUAUAUGGCUGAUGAAAGACGAUCCAGGCAGGAAAGGUCAAGUAGUCGUAGUGAUCGUGUUGCUAAUGCAUCAAAUAGCCAAAGACUUCAAGAGAGGAAACAUAAAGAGGGCUCAACGAAAAGCAAAGAGCGUGAGAUUGGUGACCUUAAUAGUUUAGGACUGUCCAAGAAAAGUCUAGAAAAUCCAAGUGAUCCAUCCAAUGAGAAGGGCUUGAAAGAUUCCGGUGACCAAGAACGUGUUGAGCAUGAAAUUCCAGGGUAUCGUCUGUCCAAGAAACAACACCAGGAUGGCAUUUCGUCUGAUGAUGAACAACAAGAUUCUCACAGAGGACGUUCUAAAUUGGAGCGAUGGACAAGUCAUAAGGAAAGAGAUUUCAGUAUCAACAAGUCCUCUUCUUCCUUGAAGUUCAAAGACAUUGAUAAAGAAAGUAAUGGCGGGUCUUCUGAAGCUGGAAAACCUGUGGAUGAAAGUGCUAAAGCAGUUGGUGUUGAUAACCAACAACCCUCGUUGACCGAAUCAAGGGAUUCUGUAGACAUGGAGAGCAGGGAUGCUGAUUCCAAGGAAUCAGGGGAUCGGCACCUUGACACAGUUGAGAGGCUGAAAAAACGGAGUGAGCGGUUCCAGCUCCCAAUGCCAAGUGAAAAAGAAGCCCUUGUUAUCAAGAAGCUAGAGAGUGAACCUCUGCCUUCUGUCAAAAGUGAAAACCCAGUUGAGUCAGAGGUCAAACAAGAGCGACCUGCCCGAAAAAGGAGAUGGAUCAGUAACUAAAUUAAAUCUUGGGCUAUAGUUUAAUGGUGGAAAAUCUUAUAUAGUAAAGCCUUGGAAAAAUUCCACUUGGCCUGAUGUUUUAAAAAUCUAGAAUCCUUUGCAAGCCAGCCAUCUCAUGUUAGGAUCUGGGAUAAUUUGUACUUCAGUUAUGUUAUACUAUAACCACACUACCUAUAAAUUUAUUGUACACUGUAUAUACACGUAAAAUGUAAAACAUGAACUGGUUAUUACAGGGGACACAUAUUUUGGGUGUCAAAAUAUAGCUCUUACCUGGAUGAUUCGGGUUAUGAGCAGCAGCGUUGUGUGGUGAACGUGAUCAAGGCUGGAUGCAAUAUAACAUUAGAAACCAUUGUCAUGGCAUGGCUGGUGGUGAAACUGAGACUGAUAAAGGCACCUUCAUCCUGUGGCGAUGAUCCAAAGAAAUGGUGCUUGCUUCCCAGCCAUGUGUUAAUUUUAAUUGAAUUAUAUUGACUAUAGAUGCCAUGGAUCAUUUUUUUGUUGUUGUAGACUUUAAGCAUGUACUCAUUACUCAUUUUUCCUACACCUUUUCUACCCCUUCUUUUUACGCGGGAACCAUGACGCCAUGACGAGUCUUUGUUGUAUCUUAGUCUAGAUAUUAAAUGACAUGUAGUUAGGUUAGGAAUUACAAAAGAAAUAAAAGAAGUCAGGAAUAUUUUUUUUACCA